Molecule: messenger RNA, 702 nt
Organism: Anopheles coustani
Lineage: Eukaryota; Metazoa; Arthropoda; Insecta; Diptera; Culicidae
Gene: Psf3
Product: DNA replication complex GINS protein PSF3
Exons: 3
Coding region: 52-663 (203 amino acids)
Biological process (GO): mitotic DNA replication initiation
Cellular component (GO): GINS complex
Source: RefSeq, a predicted model, not a curated record
CGCAAAUCUGCUUGUUAGCAGACCGAUCACACAAGUUACUCUGUUUUUACGAUGAAUAUUCCUAGUUACAUACCAAAUUACUACAGUUUAGAUGAUAUUACGGUAACGCAGGAGCGUGUACCUUGCCGCACGCUACAGGAUCUUUACAUGAUGGGUUUCUUGGAUCCGUCGGAAAAGUCUUCAAACUUACCCGCCAACCAUGAACUAGAGCUUCCCCUCUGGGCGGUUUUGCAGCAGGAGGAAACGAAUCUUUACUUUGAUGCCAAAAUACCGGACAUAUACAGCGAGGCGUACAAAGAAAUUUACAAAGCCGAUGCAAACUACGUGGAACUGGGAGCGCUGAAUAAAUUUUACUACGAGCUGGGAAUCUACAUGACACGCUUCGAUAGAUCCAACAGUGUUUCGGAAAUGCUGCACAGCACGGCACAGGAGCGACUGAAGGGGUUGAAGGAUCUGUGUCAGAAUGUCGGUACCGAAAGUGUGAACAUUACUAGCAAAUUUGAGUUCAUCGAGCGAAUGCUGUACAACGAAGGAUGCAAAACAAACAAGCUGUUCGACGAUUGGCUACAGGAGAAGCAGGUCUACAUAAAAUCUACAGAAAUUGCCGUUAACAUUCGGAAACGAAAACGAAGCCCGGAUGGUGAACCAGAGGAAGAUCAAUAAAGCUGGAUUGUGUUGAUGCUACUCGGAACAGUACUCCAA